This is a messenger RNA of Cricetulus griseus (Chinese hamster), 1332 nucleotides long. NCBI's taxonomy places the organism in Eukaryota, Metazoa, Chordata, Mammalia, Rodentia, Cricetidae. The record is from RefSeq and is a predicted model, not a curated record.
AUGCCUGUAAGGUCAGGACUGACAAAUGGGUACAUUGCAUAUGCACAGGUUAGGGCCAGAAAUGUACAUACAGGAGAAUUAGCUGCAGUGAAAAUCAUCAAGUUGGAGCCUGGUGAUGAUUUUUCUUUGAUUCAGCAAGAAAUAUUUAUGGUUAAAGAAUGUAAACAUUGCAACAUCGUUGCCUACUUUGGGAGCUAUCUCAGUAGGGAAAAACUGUGGAUUUGCAUGGAAUACUGUGGUGGCGGAUCACUUCAAGAUAUUUAUCAUGUUACUGGGCCAUUAUCUGAAUUGCAAAUAGCCUAUGUAUGCAGAGAGACAUUGCAGGGUCUUGCCUAUUUGCAUACUAAAGGCAAAAUGCAUAGAGAUAUCAAAGGUGCAAAUAUUUUAUUAACAGACCAUGGUGAUGUAAAAUUAGCUGAUUUUGGUGUGGCUGCAAAAAUAACAGCUACCAUUGCAAAGAGAAAGUCUUUCAUCGGCACCCCUUAUUGGAUGGCCCCAGAGGUUGCAGCAGUGGAAAAGAAUGGUGGCUACAACCAACUCUGUGAUAUCUGGGCAGUCGGAAUUACAGCAAUUGAGCUUGGAGAGCUUCAGCCGCCUAUGUUUGAUCUUCAUCCAAUGAGGGCUCUCUUCUUAAUGUCAAAAAGUAAUUUUCAGCCUCCAAAACUAAAGGACAAAACAAAAUGGUCAUCGACAUUCCAUAAUUUUGUCAAAAUAGCACUAACGAAAAACCCUAAGAAAAGGCCGACUGCUGAAAGGCUCCUGACUCACACCUUUGUUGGGCAGUCAGGUCUAUCUCGGGCCCUAGCAGUUGAACUGUUGGACAAGGUGAACAACCCAGACAACCAUGCACACUACACUGAAGGAGACGAUGAUGACUUUGAGCCCCAUGCAAUCAUUCGUCAUACAAUUAGAUCUACAAACAGGAAUUCCAGAGCUGAACGGACAGCUUCAGAAAUUAAUUUUGACAAAUUACAGUUUGAACCACCUCUGAGGAAAGAAACAGAAGCCCGGGAUGAAAUGGGACUACCAUCAGACCCAAAUUUUAUAUUACAUUGGAAUCCUUUUGUGGAUGGUGCAAAUACAGGCAGGUCAACCUCUAAACGUGCUGUACCACCUCCCCUACCUCCUAAGCCACGGAUAAACAGUUACCCCGAAGACAGCCUUGCAGAUGAGGAAAAAUCAGCAACCGUCAAACGUUGCCCUGAUCCAGAGACCAGAGCACCUCACAUUCUCAGAAGGCAGAGCAGCCCAAGCUGUGUUCCUGUAGCAGAGACAUCCUCUAUAGGAAAUGGUGAUGGGAUUUCAAAACUGAUCAGCGAAAACACAGAGGGA